Ceratosolen solmsi marchali is the source of this 1755-nucleotide messenger RNA. RefSeq names its product F-actin-capping protein subunit alpha (gene cpa). NCBI's taxonomy places the organism in Eukaryota, Metazoa, Arthropoda, Insecta, Hymenoptera, Agaonidae. Gene Ontology annotation, biological process: actin cytoskeleton organization; barbed-end actin filament capping. Bases 40 to 933 code for a protein of 297 amino acids. Gene Ontology annotation, cellular component: F-actin capping protein complex; cortical cytoskeleton. The record is from RefSeq and is a predicted model, not a curated record. The transcript has 3 exons. Gene Ontology annotation, molecular function: actin filament binding.
CGCUGGCACGUACUGUGGCUAAGGCCUUGUCGCUGGCUCAUGGUGGCAGUGGCCACCGAAGGCAAGAUGGCGGCGGACGGAGAUGCGAUUCCCGACCAGGAAAAAGUCCGAAUAGUCUCGGACUUUAUAUUACAUUCGCCCCCGGGCGAGUUCAACGAGGUUUUCAACGAUGUCCGAAUCCUGCUUAACAACGACAAUCUCCUUAAGGAGGGCGCCUCCGGGGCGUUCGCUCAGUACAACAAAGAUCAGCUCAUGUCUGUUAAGAUCGACAGUAGUGAUUAUCCAGUUCUUAUAACAGAAUACAAUGACUUGGGAAAUCAGAGGUUUUACGAUCCACGUACUAAGCAGAGCUUUAAGUAUGACCACCUGAGAAAGGAAGCACAAGAUUACGAGCCCUAUGAAACCGACGUAACAGCAGAACCGUGGAGGUUGGCAUUACAGGAAGAGAUAUUUGCUUAUACACAGAGUCAUUAUAGACAUGGCUCUUGUUCUGUUUUCGCCAAGAGUCAAGGAGAAAAUAUUACCCUAACGGCCUGCAUAGAAGAUCAUCAAUUUCAACCAAAAAACUUUUGGAAUGGACGUUGGCGUUCAGUAUGGACAGUAAGUUUUAGUACUAAUUCGGGUACAGCUGAAUUAAAGGGAAGCUUAAAAGUUCAGGUUCAUUAUUAUGAAGAUGGUAAUGUUCAAUUAGUUAGUAGCAAAGAGGUAAAAGAGAGUUUAGCAAUAUCUUCGGAAAAACAGACAGCCAAGGAAUUAAUACGGCUUGUUCAAGAAUCUGAAAACGAUUAUCAGACUGCAAUUUCUGAAAAUUAUCAAACAAUGUCUGAUACGACCUUCAAGGCAUUGCGCAGGCAAUUACCUGUCAUGCGAACAAAAAUUGACUGGAAUAAAAUUGUAUCGUAUAGUAUUGGCAAGGAACUCAAAAGUCAAUAGAACUAGAUUUUUUAUAUAUUAUUAAGAGAAGUAAUUAUAAAAGCGCAAUUUGGUUGCACGUGGUCUGGAGGUGUUAUUGCAUGGGAGCAAAUGUAACAUUACUAUGUGUAAUAAAAUAUUUGGUCAAAGCUCGCUCGUGCACUAUUCGGCACCUCAGAUCCAGUAAUCCUAGCAAUUUUCAAUAAUCAAAUUGCAUAGGAUAACUACUCUGUCAAAUAGUAGCCAAUUUACUUGUAUAUUUUAUAUAAGAAUAAUAAUUUCUUGUGUCAGGCAAGAAUCUUGUUCCAAGUUUCAAAGUGCACAUUUAAAUGCAAGAUACAUCUCAAUCUUGAUAACGAACUGAAUAUUAUAUUUUAUUCAAACACAUUGUGUACAUAUAUAAUAGAAGUUUGAUCCUAGAGAAUAUCAAUCAUUAAUACACUUGUGUCUUUCUAUUAAAUUUUUGAGUGAAAUUCAUUUUUUGCAACAGCCCUGAACAUUUUCUCAAUUUCGCUUUUACACUAUUUAUAACGUUCUUAAUCAAUUUUUAUAUAAGGUUGCUAUUUUUUAUUGUAAUUUUUACACUACUUAAUAAUUCUGUGCCAACUAGAGAAGUGGUGCAUAGUCUCUUUUGGUGCUACUGCUUACCAUAGCAUUGCACAGCCAGACGAAGACGUGGGAAAAGGAAAGAACUAAGUACAUAAGAAAUUGUACAUUGUAGAAGAUAGCCUAUAACCUGCUGGAGCCUUAAUCUGUUCACAUUUUGCGUUGAGAGGGUAUUCUGUACAUAUGUUAAUGGGAUGGAUGAAUGGAUACGCAAUAGCGUUCAAUUUGACACAUAAG